AUGCUCUGUGAUGAGAUAUUACCAUCUAAUAUGAAACGAUUGAAGGAUGUUUUCAAAACAUCUCCCAUCAAGAGGAAGUUAAAAUCGACUGAUGAUAUUGAAUUCUAUCAAGAAUCAUGGGAUUAUAUUGCUCAGCAGGUUUGUGGAUUUAUCCUUCCAAGAUUUAAUACUUGGAUGGAUAUUGAUAAUCUCGAUGAGCACAUUCUACUUGCUGUUCAAAAAAUCUGUUGCUCCAACCACGACAAUAAGAUUUUCACAUGUGUUGUAGAUAAUAUUGCAGAAUUAGCUGGAAAAGUUCACAAAAUUCUGUAUCAACCUUUGAUUUUGAAAAAGUUCUUUAAGGAUCAGGAAAUUGAUUUUAAACUUAUCAAUUCAGAUGAUACUAGUUUAGCAUUUGAUAUUUCUUCUUUGGAAGGAGUUAAGAUACAGAAACAAUACUUCUCCACUGAUAUUGUGCUUAAUAUCAUGAGCUACUUAUCUGGAAAAGAAUUGAAUUUCAUGUCAAUGUUAAGCAAGGAGUGGUCAACUCUAUUAUCCAAUAAUCUAGUAUGGAGAUACAUUCACAAGUUAAGAACUAGCCUACCUCAAGAGGUUUCUUCCAGAAUUGGUAAUUGGAAAUUCUUCACCGUAUUGAACAAUGCCAACUUGCUUCAACUUCCACACCAAGCUCAACUCACAAAGAUUGUGAGUGCUUUUAAACCUCAUUUCUCGAAUAAUCCCUGUGUAUUCAACCAAUUUAUAACCAACAUAUUUUCCAAUACCUGUAUAAUAGACCACUCAACCAGUCACGAAUAUUCCUACGAUAAACUAGAUGCCACACUUUUUAUUCACUGGCCAAGUAAGGAGGCGACUAGGUUAUCAUUUUCCAUUUCAUAUGACAAUGAUAAUGAAUUUAGAGGUUGCAGUAAGAGCAAUUAUGUACCACCAGCUCUCCAUUUGUCCCUAAGUGAUGAAAAUUACUCAUUCGGUGGCAUGUCUCUCUUUCAAAGCUCACUCAGUGAUGCAUCUCCUUUCAUUGGAAGAUACUUUGCCACAGAAAUGAAUGGAAAGAUGGCCACCUGCUUUCUCAUUUGUUUAAUAACUCUAUCCUUUGGCGAGGAGUGGCUUAACAAGAUUUACCAAUACUAA
Naegleria gruberi is the source of this 1128-nucleotide messenger RNA. RefSeq lists its product as uncharacterized. The transcript has a single exon. NCBI's taxonomy places the organism in Eukaryota, Heterolobosea, Eutetramitea, Acrasida, Naegleriidae. The coding region runs from base 1 to 1128 and encodes 375 amino acids. The record is from RefSeq and is a predicted model, not a curated record. Gene Ontology annotation, molecular function: protein binding.